Messenger RNA from Phialemonium atrogriseum, 1062 nucleotides. RefSeq lists its product as uncharacterized. Gene Ontology annotation, biological process: proton motive force-driven ATP synthesis. The coding region runs from base 55 to 786 and encodes 243 amino acids. The record is from RefSeq and is a predicted model, not a curated record. The transcript is spliced from 4 exons. Gene Ontology annotation, molecular function: proton-transporting ATP synthase activity, rotational mechanism. Lineage: Eukaryota; Fungi; Ascomycota; Sordariomycetes; Cephalothecales; Cephalothecaceae.
GAAGCAUUACGGGAACAAUCAAGAAGUCAAUAGUCCAUCUCCUGUCAUCCCACAAUGGCGUCCCGUUUGGCAAGAAGCGCUGUCGGGGCUGCCCGUCUCCGGCCAUCCGUUGCUCCCCGAGCCCUCCCCGCAAUCACCUCUCUGACGACGGCCCGCCAGUCGUCGAAUGUGCCGACCCAGGACCCCAAGUCCAAGGCCCAAUCCAUCAUCGAUUCCCUGCCCGGCAGCAACCUGAUCUCGAAGACGGCCAUCCUCUCGUCCGCGGCCGGUCUGUCGGUCUACGCCCUCAGCAACGAGUACUAUGUCGUCAACGAGGAGACCGUCGUCGCUUUCUGCCUGCUCAGCGUCUGGGGCGCCCUCAUCAAGUACGGCGGCCCGACCUACAAGCAGUGGGCCGAGGGCCAGAACGAGAAGAUCAAGGGCAUCCUGAACGCCGCUCGCGUCGACCAUACCCAGGCCGUCAAGAACCGGAUCGGCAACGUCGAGCAGAUGUCGGGCGUCAUCGACGUCACCAAGACCCUUUUCGAGGUCUCCAAGGAAACCGCAAGGCUCGAGGCCCAGGCUUACGAGCUCGAGCAGAAGACUGCGCUGGCCGCGGAGGCCAAGGCUGUCCUGGAUUCGUGGGUCCGGUACGAGGGCCAGGUGAAGCAGCGACAGCAGAAGGAGCUGGCCGACAACGUUAUGGCCAAGGUGCGGAAGGAGUUGGAGAGCCCCAAGAUCCUGCAGCAGAUUCUCCAGCAGAGCAUCGCCGAUGUCGAGAGAAUCGUCUCUUCCAAGGCGCAAUAAACAUGCUGUCUAGACACAUUAGAGAGCGAUUUCCUUUGUACUAGUGUUCAUACACGCCCUGUGCAAUAGCCAAUUCAAGAUUUAAAGUCACUCUAAAACUCGCUUUCCCUCAUGAUCUCGUCUGUGUCUGGCUACUACCUACGCUCGAGUUUGCCUAUAUCUUGUGACGCUUAAGUUUUAUCACAGCGAAGGGUAGAGAGGAGUGUGGAUUGACGAGACGAAAACAGAAGAUUAUAUUGACCGAAAAGGGAAAACAUAAAAAUUGCUUAACAGUAC